AUGGAGGCUGUCUGUCUCUCAGUCAAGAGUCUGCUGAACAAGAAGGCUGACGCCGUCAAGGCGAACAACAAAGCCAACACAGUGACCAGUCCUAAAGCCAACACAGUGACCAGUCCUAAAGACACCAGCUUAACCCCAGCACUGGAACCCCAGACCACAGUGAUCCACAACCCAAUAGAUGGGAAGAAGGAGUCUAUAGAGAGCACCAACACCACCAUCGAGGACGAGGAUGUCAAAGUCCUCUGUUUCGGGAACUUGGUGGGUAGUGUGUGGAGCUCUAAGGGUCGUUCCACUCAGUCCUCUGAGCCCAGGCAGACUCCCUCCUCUUCAGGACAGACUCGGAAGCAGGAAAUCAUCAAAGUCACAGAGCAGCUGAUCGAAUCCAUCAACAACGGAGACUUCGAGGCCUACGCGAAGCUCUGUGAUCCUGGUCUGACGUCGUUUGAACCAGAAGCACUGGGGAACCUGGUAGAGGGACAUGACUUCCAUCGCUUCUACUUCGACAACGCCCUGUCUAAAGGUAGCAAGCCAGUGCACACCAUCCUCCUCAACCCUCAUGUCCAUCUGAUAGCGGAGAACGCUGCGUGCAUCGCCUACAUCCGCCUGAGCCAGUACAUGGACGCGGGGGGGAUGCCUCGCACCAUGCAGUCUGAGGAGACCCGCGUCUGGCAUCGCAGAGAGGGAAAGUGGCAGAACAUACACUUCCACCGCUCGGGCUCGCCCAGCGUACCAUCCCAUUAAUGGAAUAUCAAGCUUCAGUCUAAACUCCCAAGACAGGCAACAAUCAACAAGCCAACCCGUGUUCUCCAUUUAACCUCUAACCCCUGACCCCUCUGUAUGGACAUGACAUCACACAGGAAAA
Oncorhynchus nerka (sockeye salmon) is the source of this 862-nucleotide messenger RNA. RefSeq names its product calcium/calmodulin-dependent protein kinase type II delta 2 chain-like. Lineage: Eukaryota; Metazoa; Chordata; Actinopteri; Salmoniformes; Salmonidae. The coding region runs from base 1 to 741 and encodes 246 amino acids. Gene Ontology annotation, biological process: protein phosphorylation. The transcript has 11 exons. Gene Ontology annotation, molecular function: calcium/calmodulin-dependent protein kinase activity; calmodulin binding. The record is from RefSeq and is a predicted model, not a curated record.